Notolabrus celidotus (New Zealand spotty) is the source of this 3044-nucleotide messenger RNA. It is a transcript of the gene sufu, whose product is annotated as suppressor of fused homolog (Drosophila). Gene Ontology annotation, cellular component: nucleus; cytoplasm. The transcript is spliced from 12 exons. Lineage: Eukaryota; Metazoa; Chordata; Actinopteri; Labriformes; Labridae. The coding region runs from base 225 to 1640 and encodes 471 amino acids. The record is from RefSeq and is a predicted model, not a curated record. Gene Ontology annotation, molecular function: transcription factor binding.
UUUUUUUUCCUGCAGAGGGAUGCGCAACAGGCUAUGUCCCUGCUGAGUGUAGCACAACGAACUGGGUUUAAAAACCUCUAUUUCUUCACUCAGGAGGACCAUAGGAAAACUUUUAUGAUAUAAGAGUUUCACCUUUUUUGUUCAACUGUGUGUGAACAGAAGAAGACAACUUCACAGCCGUUGUCUUUGACACAAUAACCGGGUUUGUUCGAGGCCUGCUUCGCAUGGAUGAGGUGCGGCCUACCAGUGGAGCUCCAGCCCACGGGCUGGUGCCGCUGUUUCCCCCUGGACUGCAGGCUAUCUACGGGGAAUGCCGGCGACUUUACCCCGAACAGGCCAACCCGCUUCAAGUCACAGCCAUUGUGAAAUACUGGUUAGGUGGACCAGACCCGUUAGACUACAUCAGCAUGUACAGGAGUUCUGGCUGUCCAGCUCAGGACGUCCAGGAGCAUUGGCACUAUGUCAGCUUUGGACUGAGUGAUUUAUAUGGGGAUAAUAGAGUUCAUGAAUUCACAGGGGCGGAUGGACCCAGUGGGUUUGGCUUUGAGCUCACCUUUAGACUUAAAAGAGAGGUUGGGGAGACGGCACCACCGACCUGGCCGGCUGAGCUCAUGCAAGGCUUGGCUCGCUAUGUGUUCCAGUCAGAAAAUACAUUUUGUAGUGGUGACCAUGUGUCGUGGCACAGUCCACUGGACAACAGUGAAUCCCGCAUCCAGCAUAUGUUGCUCACAGAGGACCCACAGAUGAUACCGAUUCAGACGCCGUUUGGCACAGUGAGCUUCCUCCAGAUCGUAGGUGUGUGUACAGAAGAGCUACAGGCGGCCCAGCAGUGGAAUGGCCAGGGCAUCCUGGAGCUGAUGCGUGGAGUCAAAGUAGCCGGUGGCCCCUGGCUAAUCACAGACAUGAGGAGAGGGGAGACCAUUUUCGACAUUGAUCCACACCUACAACAGGAGAGAGUGGAUCAGGGAAUCGAGACAGAGGGCUCCAACCUGAGUGGGGUCAGCGCUAAGUGUGUGUGGGACGAUCUGAGUCGACCGCCAGAGGAUGAGGAGGACAGCCGAUCCAUCUGCAUAGGAUCACAGCCACGCAGGCUCUCAGACAAAGACACGGAGCAGAUCAGGGAGACUCUGAGGAAAGGACUGGAGUUUAACAGCAAGGCAGCACUACCACCCAUCAACAGCCAGAGACAGAGCCAUGAGAGACCUCAGAGUCGGAAAGACAGUUUGGAGAGUGAGAGCUCAGCAGCCAUCGUUCCUCACGAGCUGGUCCGAACACGACAGCUAGAGAGCGUCCAUCUCAAGUUCAACCAGGAGUCGGGCACACUGCUGCCCCUCUGUCUGAGGGGCCGGCUGCUUCACGGGAGACACUUCACUUACAAAAGUAUCAAUGGAGACACAGCCAUUACCUUUGUGUCUACAGGAGUUGAAGGAGCUUUUGCUACUGAAGAGCAUCCAUAUGCAGCUCACGGCCCCUGGCUUCAGAUAUUGUUGACUGAAGAGUUUGUGGAGCAGAUGCUCGGGGAUUUACAGGAGCUUAACACCCGUGAGGAGACAAAGUUACCAAAGGAGUACAGCUGGCCGGAAAAGAAGCUGAAGAUCUCUGUACUACCAGACUCUGUGUUUGAUAAUCCGUUACAAUGAAACAGAGACACCUUAUCUCUAGAAAUGACCCACCAGCUGCAGACACACUUCCAGAGUGGACCACCAUGAACAGGAGACCUCCCUGGACCCUGAGCUGUCAGAUAUGUUGCUCCUGCUGCGGAUGGCCUGAGACUGUUUCACUAUGUAAAUGAUCUGAGGGAUGAUCUAAACACUUCUGACUGUUACUGCAUUCUAAGACAAGCCCAACUGUUUACAACAUUUCUCUUAAGGCCUGAAUGCUUUUGAGAACGCCGAAUCGGCCUGAAAACCAGCCUGUCCAGAUGCUCGACCUGUAAGAACAGUCAUUACAGGUAACACAUUAGCUGAAGGGCAAAGUAGGAUGUUGUCAUUCCUCUAGUAAGGCCUGCCAAAGUCUGAGGUUCAAAAUAUAUGUCACUAAAAUACAGGCGAGAAUGCAUCCGAGCAAAGUGCCCCAAAAGGUUGCUGGGUUGGAUGGUUCCUGUAAUAGCUCUAUUUAUUCCAUUGGCCUUAGAAAGGACAGAAGAGUCAAGUUUUACCUUUUUAUUUGUGCGUUUCUUCAGUUGGAGCUCCUGUGUUUAUUAUUAACAAAUGCUGGACAUUUUUCUUUUGUGUGUUUGUGGUCAUACCAAAGUUUUAGAUGUUGGCUGUCUACUGCCAGAGCUGUCUGCGUCACUAAUGUGUCAUGGUUUUGUAAUAACGACAUGACAGGAUGAUUACUGUUCCCCUCCGCCUGUUUGUCUGAGAGAGUCAGCCAAACAUUCAAACUGCUUUUGAAGUCAUCUGGAAAAUGCUGCAGGUGUAACCUCCUCUUCUCCGCUGUGCCAAGGACAUGACUCCUCUCUUAAGUAAUAAUUUUUGAAUGUGACUGCUCAGUUUUCUCACGCAUUUCAAAGUCAUGAAAUGAAAUCAAGUCCGUUAUAAACAUUCAAAGGAAGGAAAACUUUAUAUCACUCUCUGUCAAAUGUUGUCUCCGGUGGCCACAUAAAUCAGAUGUUUCUUCUUUUAUCAGUAGGACCUGCUUGAACAUGUGUUGGAGUAGAAUUCCUCAGUGCCUUGAGUUGAAAAGGACCACAUAUUCUGCUCACUCUCAGUGUGACAGCUUCUCGAUGGUUAAGAGGUAUCAUUUCUAAUCCAGGCUGCUGCAUUAAUUGUUUCUGAUUCUGUCAUUCCAUAUUAACACCAAACAGAGAGCAGACUCCCUUUACUACAGUGUCUUCUGACAAAUGUGUUCUUAUACUUUAUGUGAACGUGUCUUAUCUUUGUUUGUCUUUUUUAUUCAGUGACAUGUAAAGUUUAGUCAACCUUUAUGUGAUUUUUUUUUUUUGUAAUUACUAUCUUAUUGACUGAACUGGCUGAUUGUAAUCCCAAGUGCAUUAAAGAGUGUAGAUAUUUACACAAAUAAAGCUGCAAAAGGAACCCAGA